This is a messenger RNA of Astyanax mexicanus (Mexican tetra), 7198 nucleotides long. RefSeq names its product bromodomain-containing protein 3-like. The coding region runs from base 194 to 3646 and encodes 1150 amino acids. The record is from RefSeq and is a predicted model, not a curated record. Gene Ontology annotation, biological process: positive regulation of transcription elongation by RNA polymerase II; chromatin remodeling. Gene Ontology annotation, cellular component: nucleus; chromatin. NCBI's taxonomy places the organism in Eukaryota, Metazoa, Chordata, Actinopteri, Characiformes, Acestrorhamphidae. The transcript has 20 exons.
UCAGUGCCUGCGUACUGCGUCAUCACGUGUAUGUGUGUGUUUUUUUCUGCACUGGUUCGGUCGUCGCGCUGACAGCUCUGAAAUAAAGUGAUGUCAGUGAUGGCCGUCUCUGUCUUGGCUCUGCCCACCGCACUCCUGCUUCCACACUGAGCUCAGACUGGGUGGCUCCAGGCCCAGAUACCAACCAAUCAGAAUGGGGGACAGUGUGGAAGCCACUCCCCUCUCUAAAAACCCUCUAGUCCCUGAGACCACUAACCACACCCACCCUGCGAGGAUGACCAAUCAGCUGCAGUAUCUGCUGAAGGUGGUUCUGAAGACCCUGUGGAAACAUCAGUUUUCGUGGCCGUUCCAGGCUCCUGUAGAUGCCGUCAAACUACGCCUUCCUGAUUAUUAUAAGAUCAUUAAGUGUCCGAUGGAUAUGGGGACCAUAAAGAAGCGUCUGGAGAACCGAUACUACCGGAACGCUCAAGAGUGUAUUCAAGACUUUAACACCAUGUUUACCAACUGCUACAUCUACAACAAGCCGGGGGAUGAUAUAGUGCUGAUGGCGGAGGCUCUAGAAAAGAUGUUUCUGCAGAAGAUCUCGGAGAUGCCUCAGGAAGAGGCUGAGGUCCAGCCAAUACCAAGGGGCCGCGGCAGGACCAAACGUGACCCAGCCCCUCCCGCUAUCCCGGCUGACUCCUCCUCUCCAGAACCUUUGGCUUUUUCCAUUUCCUCUGUGACUAAAGUUGACCCUCCCCCUCCUGACCCCGCCCCCUUCUCCAGCGAGACUCUGUCCAGCUCAAUGCCGACCGUCACCACCUCCGCUCUCAUGGCCACGCCCAUCAGACCUGUGCUUCAGACCACCACGCCCAUCACAAAGCAAAGGAAGAGUCAGAAGAGGAAGGCCGACACCACCACCCCGAACGCCAGCGACCAGCUGAGCGAGUCGUCUCCUGUAGCGGCGGAGCCCCGUCCUCGACGGGAGAGCGGCCGACCCAGGCGGGACGUCCCGGACUCGGGGGGCACGGUGGGGGGUCAGGCGGCCGCCCCUGGUCCACAACUGCACCACUGCAGGGGGCUGCUGAAGGAGAUGAUGGCGAAAAAGCACGCAGGGUACGCCUGGCCCUUCUACAGGCCGGUGGACAGCAAUGCACUCGGCCUCCAUGACUACCAUGACAUCAUCAAACAUCCCAUGGACCUCAGCACCAUCAAGGUGAAGCUGGAGAGCAGGCAGUACCCCGACGCUCAAGCAUUCGCUGCAGACGUUCGGCUGAUGUUUUCCAACUGUUACAAGUACAACCCCCCAGACCACGACGUGGUGGGCAUGGCUCGAAAACUACAGGAACUGUUUGAGGUGCGAUUUGCAAAGAUGCCCGAUGAGCCGGAGACCACGCCCCCUCUGCCCUCCCCCUCUCCGAUCCUCCACCAUCAGCCAAUCAAACAGCAGCCCACACAGCCUCCGCCCGCCAGCUCCUCCUCUGACGAAUCAGAGUCCUCCUCCGAUGGCUCGGAUCAGGAGCGAGCUCAGAGAUUGGCCGAGCUUCAGGAACAGCUGAAGGCCGUCCACGAGCAGCUGGCAGCUCUGUCACAGCCGCCGGUCUGCAAACCCAGAAAGAAGGACAAGGAGAAGAAGGAGAAAAAGGAGAAGAGGAAAGAGAAGCACAAAGCGAAAAGCAGCGGGGCACUCCCUCUCCUAGGGGAGGAGCUUAUCCCAGAAGCAAAACCCAAACCUUUACAACCAAUCAAAAGGAACAAGAUCACUAAGGAGUCAAUCGAGCCAAAGAGGAGCAAAAAACUUGAAAGGAAGGAAGUAAAGCCUGGACGUUCUUUAGCUCCUCCCCCGUUGGCCACGCCCUCUCUGGUUCCUUCUCUGGAGUUAGAGGUGGAGACUGGUUCUCAGGGCACGUCUGGAAAGCCCAUGUCUCUGGAGGAAAAAAGGCAGCUAAGUCUUGAUAUUAACCGGUUGCCCGGCAACAAGCUGGGUCGUGUGGUUCACAUCAUCCAAUUGCGCGAGCCGACACUGAAGAACUCGAACCCGGACGAGAUCGAGAUCGACUUCGAGGCGCUGAAGCCCUCGACUCUCAGAGAGCUGGAGAGAUACGUCUCCUCCUGCCUCAAGAGAAAGAGGACGGCAGGUGAACGGUCAAAUGUAACAAAGGCGAAGAUCGGCUCUUCAUCGGUCAGCACUGAGUCCAGCUCUUCAGACAGUGAGGACCGUACAGCAGGGCCAGCCCCUAAACAGAAGAGGAAACCUCGCACAGCUAAGGAGGUCAAAAGGUCAAAGCGUCCAGCCGAGGCCCCGCCUCCUUCCCAAACUCAGGCAAAGGUUGUUCAGUCGACGACCACGUGCACUAACCCUCCCACCACCACCCAGGCACUGGAACCGUCCCAUCUACUUGGAACCAGUUUCGAUUCCCAGUUUGGCCCACCUCUGGCACCUUCACACACACUCAAUACGAACACAACCUCACACACACUCUCUCAGUCACAUGGGCCGGCGGAGACACACCCCUUCCUCAACCACAAUCCAGCUGCUCUUCCUUCUCCAGCUCUGCACAUUGCCUUGCCUCAACAGCCCUCUCGUCCAACCAGCCACGCAACACCUCUUCUCACUAAACCCCCUCCUGUUCCCGUCUCUCUACCACCAAAACCUUCUCCUCUACCCGUCUCUCCACCCCCUAAACCCUCCCCUGUCGCUCUCUCACUUCCUCCGGCCCCUGCCCUGCGGUCGUUACCCCCGCUGGGUCCCUCUCUUCUGGGCCUUCUUUCUGCCCAGCCUCCCCAGGCCCUGCUGGAGGACGAGGAGGACGAAGCAGAGGAGUCGCCGAUACCCCUGAGUCAGGUGCAGUUGUGUCUGCAGUCGCUUCAGGGAGGCGUCCAGUCGACAGCGCAGCCGAGCUCAGAACCUCCGCAGCAGACGUCUCCACUCGGUCCACUAAGGGAAAGCUCCUCCCCCCUGAUGUCCGAGUUCCACCCUAUGGUGCUACAAUCAGCUCCUGUCAGCCGACAGCGCAAGAACCCAGUUUUGGUGAAACAAGAGAGACUGUACUCAUCUCCACCCAGUCUGCCUGAAGCUAAACCACAUCUUAGCAGAUCUGACCUGAAGCCAGAGCGUCUGGAGGUGUCAGCCCCGCCCCCUUCUGUACAGAACAAAAUCAAACAUGAGGCGAAAACUCCUAUCGCUCCUAAAAAGGAGAUGAAGGUGAAGAGCAUGGGCUCCUGGGCCAGUCUGGCCCAAAGACCCGCCUCCUCCGGCUCUGCCGGCUCCUCAUUGGCUCGCUCGUCCAGCGACAGCUUCGAGCAGUUCCGGCGCGUGGCGAGAGAGAAGGAGGAGAGAGAGAGAGCGCUGCAGGCCGAGCGAGAGAGGGAGAGAGUGCGGCGAGAGAGCGACAAACCCCGUGAGGAGGUGUGUGAGGAGAUCCGUAAGGUCCUGAGUGAUCCUCAGACCCCCCCACCACGGCCGAACCAGACCCCCUCACCCAACACACACUCACACACUCACACACACACUCAGCCCCGAGCCAACACUCCCACCACCGACCAGCAGAGGGAGCUGCUACGCCGGAGAGAGCAGGAGAGGAGGAGGAGGGAGGCGAUGGCAGCAACGAUCGACAUGAACUUCCAGAGUGACCUGAUGGCCAUAUUUGAGGAGAACCUGUUCUGAACUCCAGGCAGAAGAAGUGGACGUAUUCAGAAGCUCGUUAUAUUUCUCUCUUUUGUAAAGUGGAAGCUGUAUAUGUUAAAGUGUUGGACGGCAUUUCCCGACCAUGUGUUUAUUUCGGAAUGACAUCAAAGAACUUUAGAAAGAGGGAGAGGGCUUGUGACUGUUCUUUAACUGUAUAUAGUUUUUUGUUUUAGUUUGAGAGAAAUAUGUCUGUGAAGUCUGUGUGAGUGAGUGAUUCUGUAUGAUGUAUUUUUGCUUUUGUUGUGUACAGACUUUAUUACAAUGGAAGCACUUAUUGAGAAAAAUAUUAUUGUGCAUGUUACUGCAGUGCAUAUGUGCAGAGGUGGCAGAUCCAUGUUCAGAAAUUCAAAAAUCCAGUGGAAGUAGAGGUCUUGAUUGUCUCCAAGCAAUGGAGGUGGAGGGCUUGGCUAUUUCCAUAUAGUGGAAGUAGACGGUCUGUUUGUUUGCCUCCAGGCAGUGACCGUGAAUGGCUUGUUUGCUUCCAGGCAGUGGAAGUAGAGGGCUUGACUGCUUCCAGGCAGUGGAAGUAGAGGGCUUGACUGCUUCCAGGCAGUGGAAGUGAAGGGCUUGAUUGCUUCCAGGCAGUGGAAGUGGAGGGCUUGGCUGUUUCCCUGGCAGUGGAAGUAGAGGGCUUGAUUGCUUCCAGGCAGUGGACGUGGAGGGCUUGGCUGUUUCCCAGGCAGUGGAAGUAGAGGGCUUGACUGCUUCCAGGCAGUGGAAGUAGAGGUCUUGAUUGCUUCCAGGAAGUGGAAGUGGAGGGCUUGGCUGUUUACCAGGCAGUAAAGUGGAGGGCAUGACUGCUUCCAGGCAGUAGAAAUAGGUGGAGGGCUUGGCUGCUUCCAGGCAGUGAAGGAGAGGGCUUGGCUGUUACCCAGGCAAUGGAAGUUGAGGGCUUGAAUGCUUCCAGGCAGUGGAAGUAGAGGUCUUGAUUGCUUCCAGGAAGUGGAAGUGGAGGGCUUGGCUGCUUUCAGGCAGUGGAAUUUGAGGUCUUGAUUGCUUCCAGGCAGUGGAAGUAGAAGGCCUGUUUGUCUACAAGCAGUGGAAGUUGAGGGCUUGGCUAUUUCCAGGCAGUGGAAGUAGACGGUCGGUUUGUUUGCCUCCAGGCAGUGACCGUGGAUGGCUUGAUUGCUUCCAGGCAGUGGAAGUGGAGGGCUUUUUUCUUCCAGGCAGUGGAAGUAGAGGGCUUGACUGCUUCCAGGAAGUGGAAGUGGAGGGCUUGAUUGCUUCCAGGCAGUGGAAGUGGAGGGCUUGAUUGCUUCCAGGCAGUGGAAGUGGAGGGCUUGACUGCUUCCAGGCAGUGGAAGUGGAGGGCUUGAUUGCUUCCAGGCAGUGGAAGUGGAGGGAUUGGCUGUUUCCCAGGCUGUAAAGUGGAGGGCAUGACUGCUUCCAGGCAGUAGAAAUAGGUGGAGGGCUUGGCUGCUUCCAGGCAGUGGAAGUAAAAGGCUUGUUUGUCUCCAAACAGUGGAAAUAAUGGGCUUAGCUAUUUCCAGGCAGUGGAUGCGAAGGGCCUGUUUGCUUCUAAGCAGUUGAAGUAGAUGGGGCUUGGCUGCUUUUAAGCAGUGGAAGUGGAAGUAGCUUCCUCCAGGCAGGUGUAACAAAAUUCUAGGGUGGAUUUUUAUUUUCUGGACCUGAACUUGCCAUCUUUGAGUUUGUGAGAGUGAGAUGUUCCUAACAUUGAGACUUAUAGUUUAACUUCCUCAGGAUCCUUUGCCUUAAUGGUUUAACUGGUGCGCGAUAGUGUGUAAGUGUGUGUUAUUUAUGUGACCGAAAGUGAAAGUAGGAGUGUUUGGUGUUUAUUGGUGAAUAAACACACAGAUGGUUUUAUAGGAUUAAGAGUUUUAUUAGUAUUUUUCCUGAUUCUCUUCAUAACCAUCAAUAAAUGCAGUUGUUUUGAUCUGAGAACACUGGACAAGUUCUAGAACCAUCCAGACCAGGGUAGAACUUUUUCAUUAUUUAUUUAUUACCCACACUUUUUCAUAACUCUUUAGAUUCCGAAAGCAGAUUGUAUAAUUGUAAGUGUUUAUUUGUGUUUUUGUGUCAUUUUUCUUCCCUUCUUUUCCCCCUUACUUUCUUUAAAAUAUUUUGUGUUUUUUCAUGGUAGACUAUAGGAUAGACUGAGUUUUUACAGUUAGCCAGAUACCUUAAGCAGGGGCCCGGAUUCUCAAAAGCAUACCUAAGGGAAAAAAACUAAAUAUCUACGGAAGACAACCAUUUCAAAUCAUAAUAAAUUCAUAACAGCAACAAAAAAAACUUAUCAAAUCUUAAUAAAAAAUUCAUAGCCUUUGGAUGUUUAGUUAUAAAAGACACUGUUUUCAAACUAUUAAUCUGAUCAGUGUAGAGGUGUGUAUUAAAGGCUGUCAAAAAGUUAACUUUAGUUUUUACAUUUUGAGGAUUGUUAAAGAGAAAAAUCUGAAAAUUUGAAAAAAUUUGUCCUUGGAAAAUUUAUUUUUUUCUUUUUCUUUUGUAGAGAUAAUAUGAAAAGUCAGCUCUAUAGGAGAGUCUUGACUGCCACACUUCCCCUUAAUUUACAGAAAAAUGCCAUUUCUUAAUAAACUGGUAAUAUUAAAUUUAGGUUUAAAUUAUCUGGCUGAAUUGAGAAAUUUUGUUUGUUAAAAAACAAAACAUGCUUUUAGUUUGUUCUUUUAGAAGACUGUCAAGCAGACAUUUCUUGUAAAAUAUUAGAUUUUUUUUCUGUCAUAAAUCAACCUUUUGCUUGUUUUGUUUGUUUUUAUAACUCAGUAUAUUUUUAACCCAUAAACCAUAUUUUUGGUCUUUGAAAGCUACUGUAAACAGGUUGUUAUAGUUUUGUUUGCUUUUGUUUAAAAAAAUUAUUUUGUUUCUGAUGAAUCUUAAAAGCUUGUAUAAAGUAUCCUUUUGUUUGUUUAGUUUUAUUGUUUUGAUUGUUUGUGUAAGCUAGACCCAGAGCCAGGACCAUAGUGCAGGUUAUUUAUUGAUCUAUAUAGAUACUUAAGCGUCUGAUUGGCUCUGUUCGACUUUCUCUUGCUUUACUUUAUUCAACUGUAGUUCUGGCACAUUUUUUUAAAUUUUGAUAAUUUCAACUUUUUUGUUUGUUUGUAAUUUUGCCCAUUCUGCUGUAGCUUCAUCAUGAUUUGUAGAUUUGAUGUAUUUUAUUUUGCCCUAAUAGAAGAGUCACAGUUAAUGAUUCGUUCUGUAGCUUGGUAGACAUUCAGUUUUUAAUGAUUUUAAUGAUUUUUUGUUAAACAUCUUGUGCCAUAGUCACUCUUUUUGGGUUUUCUGUUUUUGUUUGUAUUCUGUAGAAUUUUACAGUAUAAACCAUUUAUUUGCUCAAAUUAAAACAUGCUUGUUGUUUGUGUUUGUAUUUAUGUUGUUUUUUUACUGAACUUUUGUUUGUCUUUUUGUUUUGUCUUCCUUUUCGAACCUAAAGUUGCAAAUUCUCCCAGUUGUGUUGCUGUUGAGUGAGGUGGAAAAAUGCAGUUUAUUAAGAUUAUUGAACAAUAUUUGUUUUGUAAAAAGAAAAAAUUAAAAAUAAUAAAAAUAAUUUAAAAACUU